AUGGAAUUACCGGAUUUUUCAUCGCUAUAUGAAGCUGAGUCGGCUUUGGAGCGCUUGGAAGAAUCUCUCGAAAAAUCUAUUCCUAGCACACAAAACCAAUUCCAGAAUCCUCAUCUAGGCGGCAGAGUAGGCCCAGCAAGACCACAACCACGAAGGCAAAAACCCCAAUAUGUUACCGACGGUAUAUGUGGUCUUGCUUUCGGAACUAUGAAUCCAGCAUUUGCCAAUCCCUUGGGUAUUUGUUGUCAAAUGCUCUUCUUUACUCAACAGGAGUACGAUCGACACAUCUCUGAGCAUGUUCCCUGUCCUGGUCUGCCAGGGAUUGAAAAUAGCAGUUGCUGCAAAAAUAUUCACCCUUCGACUAUCAAAAUUCACUUGGAAAUAGAACAUAGGAAGAAAACUAAAACUGAUGAGGCUGUAGAGCAAGAUGAAGCUUUGAAAAGUUGGCGUGAAGCUCGUGCAAAGAAAUAUCCCACUUUCGAACGUGUACAGGCCAAAAUUCGAGAGGUGGGUUACCGUAUGAACAGAGGGCAAAUCUUUGUGACACGAAAAUUCGGAUCUCUUAAUAAACGCGCCCCACUCGAAUUGCAGCCACUCCCAGAUAAAGUAGUUAAACGAUUUAAAUCGGCACCCGAGAAUGACGAUUCAAACCAGAUGGGAGAUGAAAAAUUAGUGUCGAACAGGCAUAAUGCAUCAGCCAUUCAAGAAGACGCAAAUCUUAACGAAUCUGAACAUAUCGAUGAGGACGAGAAAAUCUUUUCCGAUAAUGAGGAAGAAGAGAAAGGUAAAAGUGACGAAGGAAACGAAGGAGAUCAAGAUGUUGUCGAAUCGGAUAAAUUGGAAGAAUACGGUCAGGAAUCGCCAAAGAAUCCUGAUGAUGAUGAGACUCCAAUCUUAGAUGACGAGGAGGAUUUAGUUGAUAAGCUGGAAGUCCCACUUAAGGAACAACCCGGACCAUCUAUUGCUGACCUCAAUUACGACAGUGAUCGUAGCUGGUCGGGGCAACUCGAUGACGAUGAAGAUGCAGGCGAAAAUGGGUCGAAACCUAAAUCUUCUACUAAUGACAAAAUAAGUAAGCUUGUACCAAUAGUUGACUACGAGAGUUCCUCUGAGGAAUCCAUGGAAGACGAUGCAGGUGAUGCUAAAAUUGCACCUCGUUUUUCGCCUCCGAAAAACCUCAAUCUUAUUGAUCAACUUGGCUUCUUUAAACCUCAAACCCCCUGUGAGGACGAAGCGAAAGGAGAAAAGGAAGAUGCAAAGAACACUGAAGAGGGCGGCACACUCCAAAAUCGUAACAGACGACGUCGAGAUCGUCACUCUCAAAUGCGUCGAGGUAGACGAAAUCGCCUUGGGCCUUCCUCCAGGCGUCCAAACAGAGACGUUGCAGAUGAAGAAGACGACUUACUGAAACCUCCAUCAGCUGUUGAAUUAGAAUUGGGUCUUGAGUUGGAUGAAAUUUCUUCAAAAGGUGGUCAAAAGGCCUUUGCGAACCAUCCAGUUGUGGAAAUGGCCAGAAAAAGACGUCUCUGUAUGAGAAGAGCCUCAACCAUAUUGAAACGACCAACUCUCCUACAUAUGUUGCUUGCUGAGGAAAUACGACACGAAAGAAACCAGUUAAUGCAGUGUGUUCGUUUCGUUGUCAACAAUAACUUCUUUUUACCCAAAUGA
Rodentolepis nana is the source of this 1668-nucleotide messenger RNA. NCBI's taxonomy places the organism in Eukaryota, Metazoa, Platyhelminthes, Cestoda, Cyclophyllidea, Hymenolepididae. The record is from the annotation of a GenBank genome assembly.